AUGGCCAAACUUCGUAACCUAUCAAUAAAUAUCCCAUUGCUUGAGGCGAUCCAAGAGAUCCCGAGAUAUGCUAAGUUGAUUAAAAAUUUGAUAUCCAAGAAGAAACUUAUUGAAGAAGACACUAUUGAGGUCACUCAUGGAUGUAACGCUAUGAUAGAUAACAAGGUUGCAGAAAAGAAAGAUGACCAUGGAGCAUUCACUAUUCCUUUCACAAUUUGGAUGCAUGAAUUUGAAAAAUCUCUGUGUGACCUUGGUGCAAGCAUCAAAUUAAUAUAUUUUGUCAUAUACAAGAAACUUGGUUUGGAUACCCCGACGCCGACCUCUAUGCGGUUCUUGAUGUCGGACCAGUCUAUAAAAAGGCCGGUGGGUAUAUUGUUUGAUGUCCUUGUAAAAGUGGACAAGUUCUUUCUCCCAGCAGAUUUUGUGGUAUUGGACUGUGAAAUAGACCAUGAGGUGCCUAUCAUUCUUGGUCAUCCUUUCUCGGCCACCGAGAGAACCAUUGUCGAUCUAGAGCUGGGGGAGAUAAAAUUUAGAGUGCAAGAAAAUAAGGUCUCUUUCAAAACUUGCAAAUCAAAGAAUCAAACCUCGGAGUUGCAAGUAGUAUCCAUGGUGGAUGUGGAAAAUAAGAAGGUGAUUGAGGAAGGGUCCAAAGACCUACUUUGA
This is a messenger RNA of Capsicum annuum, 663 nucleotides long. RefSeq lists its product as uncharacterized. The record is from RefSeq and is a predicted model, not a curated record. The transcript has a single exon. NCBI's taxonomy places the organism in Eukaryota, Viridiplantae, Streptophyta, Magnoliopsida, Solanales, Solanaceae. Bases 1 to 663 code for a protein of 220 amino acids.